GCUCUCCCCUGGCCACCGCGAAACCUUAUCCUCAAAACCACCCGGAUAAACCCUAGCGCUCCGGCGAUGUCGGCGACGGCGGCGGCCAUCCGCUCCGGCGAGCUCCUCGCGUGCCCCGUCGCGCUGCGGCGGGCUCCCCUGGCGGUGUUGGUGCGGGUGCGGGGCGCGCCGGCCGCGAGGGUGGCCGUGGCGUUGGUGCGGGCGGAGGCGACGGCCGAGGGGGUCGGUAAGGCCAAGGGGGCGGGGGCGGGGAAGAAGAGGCCGGCGAGCGGGAUCACGAGGCCGAAGCCGAUCUCGCCCGAGCUGCGGGAGUUCGUCGGCGGCGCGGCGGAGCUGCCCCGGACCGAGGCCAUCAAGCUCGUCUGGGCGCACAUCAAGGGCAACAACCUGCAGGAUCCAAAUAACAAGAAGAUAAUAAUCUGUGAUGACAAAUUGAAGAAGAUAUUUGGAGGUCGUGAUCGUGUUGGGUUCCUUGAAAUCUCUGGGCUGCUUAACCCCCACUUCCCGAAAUGACAGGAUUUUUGUAGAUCACACUGUUUUGUUUUGUACUAGCUGUGGCUGUUGUAUGGGUCCAUUUAGAUAAACCUGGUUUAAAGGGUCUCUUAAUGCUGGCUUAAGAAAGGCAAAUGUGUUCCCUGACGGCGCAUGGUCAUCUAAUAUUUGCCAUUAAUGGUGUGCUAGCUCUUCCUUA
Molecule: messenger RNA, 691 nt
Organism: Panicum hallii
Lineage: Eukaryota; Viridiplantae; Streptophyta; Magnoliopsida; Poales; Poaceae
Product: upstream activation factor subunit spp27-like
Exons: 2
Coding region: 67-513 (148 amino acids)
Cellular component (GO): nucleus
Source: RefSeq, a predicted model, not a curated record